UUACCUGCUUACCUGUGCCUGCCUGGCUUUACCUGCCUGAUUUUGGAGCUGAGAACAGCGGUGGCCAACAUGAAAAUGGCCUUAUCCAGAGCCAGUGUCUGAUUCGUCUGUUCAGGGCCACCGUAGAAACAACAAGGCGGACUUCAUGGAGGUGGACCUGCUCUGUUCAUUAAUGGCUUAUUCUAAGGUGUCCUUUUGCAUGGAUCUAAUGCGGUCACACCACACUCCUCUCCACUGAGCAUCUCCGCAGCCACAAACCAGCCAUGAAGUUGGCUCUGCACAGGAUAGCAGGCACCACAAUGAGCACAUUAACCACAGGUGUCCAAUAUCUCGGCUCCAAUGAUGCCAGUUAUGAUGACCCCUCCAGUGACUCAACUCUAAUCAAGAACCGAUUCCACUUUGAAAAGCCGCUCUCUGCCUCCAUCAGUAACUCUCUCCAUGGACUUGUCCCUGGAAAUAAGGAGGUCAUUUACGGCGGCCUCUCUCCCAUUUUCCCCACCAAUGUUUCAGACUUUCUGCUGAAUAAUGGCACAUCUGUGGAGAGCGGCGGUGCGCCGCAGUGUGGGGAGGACUUGGUGGACAACAUGGAGUGUUUUAUGAUCCUCACUCCCGGGCAGCAGCUUGCAGUUGCCAUCUUGGCACUCACGCUGGGUACAUUUACGGUGCUGGAGAACCUCAUGGUGCUGUGUGUGAUCCUACACUCCCAGACGCUUCGAUCUCGGCCUUCCUACCACUUCAUUGGCAGCCUGGCCGUGGCCGAUCUAAUAGGCAGCAUCAUUUUUGUCUAUAGUUUCCUGGAUUUCCAUGUCCUGCACCGGAAGGACAGCCCCAAUGUUUUCCUCUUCAAGCUGGCCGGGGUCAUCGCCUCUUUCACUGCCUCCGUGGGCAGCUUGUUUCUCACUGCGAUCGACCGCUACAUCUCCAUCCACAGGCCCAUGGCGUACAAAAGCAUCAUCACAAAGACGAAAGCAGUCAUUGCCUUCAGUUUGAUGUGGACCAUCUCGAUCGUGUUCUCACUGCUGCCGCUGCUGGGGUGGAACUGCAAGCGUCUCAACUCUGUCUGCUCAGACAUUUUCCCUCUAAUCGACCAGAAGUACCUGAUGUUCUGGAUCGGGAUGACAAGUAUCUUGGUCCUGUUCAUCAUCUACGCCUACAUGUUCAUCCUCUGGAAGUCCCACCACCAUGCUGUCCGCAUGCUGAGCCGCAGCUCCCAGAGGAGUGUGAUUGUCUACACCGCAGAGGGAACUAAAGUGCAGACGGUGAGGCCCGAGCAGGCCCGGAUGGACCUCCGCCUGGCUAAAACCCUGGUUCUGAUCUUGGUGGCCCUCAUCAUCUGCUGGGGCCCGCUCCUCGCCAUCAUGGUUUAUGACCUCUUUGGGAAAGUGAACGACUUCAUCAAGACUGUGUUUGCCUUUUGCAGCAUGCUCACCCUGCUUAACUCCACCGUGAACCCUGUGAUCUACGCCAUGAGGAGCAAGGACCUGCGCAGGGCCUUCCUCAACAUCUGCCAUAUGUGCCGGGGAGCGACGCAGACUCUGGACUUCAGCGCUGAGGGUGACUGGAACAGCAGGAGUGUGAGAAGCACAGCAGGCGGGGCGGGGAAAGAAGGAGUCGGCUGUGGAAAGAUUCGAGCAAAAGUAGCCCAGGUUACCGUUUCUGGAGUGACUGAGAGUUCUGCUGCAGAGCCGGUUUAACAACCAAGCUUUGGUACAACUGUGAAGUUAUUGUAGAAUAGCCCCUCCUAGUGCACUGCUCUGUUACUGUGAAGUGUGCCAAAAAUGACUUAGAUACAGAGCUGAAGAACAAGCUUUUGUCGGUCUCAAGCUGAAAUCUGUACUAUUUGUAUAAUAUAAAAAGCUGUAUUAUGGAGUGUGAUGAGACUCUAAAAACUGUGCAUUCUCUUUACCCUCUCACUGAGCAAUGGUUUAACGUCGCACAGGUCUGAUUGACAAUAGUAAUUUUAUCUAAUUUUAUUCAGUAAAUGAAUACAGUUGCAUUUACAAGAACCAUUUUUUCUGCAACAAACAUUACAAACACUUUGAAUGUGCACAAAGUUACAGAUUUCAGCUUUAAGGCAGAAAAAUAUGGCGUUCCCUUUUGUUCUUUCUGUUUUCACAUCACAUCAUAGCAAUAUUGUGGCCGUAAUGCAAGGUGAAACUGUGUCUACCUUCAUGCAAAAUGUCAGUUUUGAAUGACAGCUUGUGAGUAAAAAUUAGCAUCCCAUCAGUGAUUUGAAAUAAGCUAUUGAUGAUCUUGUAAGACCAUGAUAUUGUGACAUUUGGCAUUAUAAUGUUAUUUAUUUCUUGUAAUUUUUAUUUUUUAAACCUGUACACUAGAAAACAAAAUGGUGAAUCAUACUUUGAAA
Messenger RNA from Plectropomus leopardus (leopard coralgrouper), 2365 nucleotides. NCBI's taxonomy places the organism in Eukaryota, Metazoa, Chordata, Actinopteri, Perciformes, Serranidae. The record is from RefSeq and is a predicted model, not a curated record.